AUGGAGCGUGCAGAGUAUACAAAGGAGAAGAAGGUUGGUGAAGGUACAUAUGCCGUUGUGUAUGUUGGUACCAAGCAGAGCACAGGACGCCGAAUUGCUGUGAAGGAAAUCAAGACCUCAGAAUUCAAGGACGGUCUAGAUAUGUCGGCAAUCCGUGAGGUGAAGUACUUACAGGAGAUGCAACAUGUCAACGUCAUCGAACUAGUUGAUAUAUUCAUGUCGUAUGGCAAUUUGAACCUGGUAUUGGAAUACUUACCAACUGAUCUAGAAGUGGUCAUCAAGGACAAAUCAAUACUAUUCACUCCAGCGGACAUCAAGUCCUGGAUGCUUAUGAGUGUACGUGGUGUCCAUCAUUGCCACAGGAAUUUCAUACUGCAUCGUGAUUUGAAGCCUAAUAACUUAUUGAUUGCCCCGGAUGGUCAAAUAAAAGUAGCGGAUUUUGGUCUAGCGCGUGCUGUACCAUCUCCGCAUGAAGUUCUGACAUCUAAUGUGGUGACCAGGUGGUAUCGAGCACCUGAGCUUCUCUUUGGUGCAAAGCAUUACACAUCCGCCAUCGACGUGUGGUCUUUGGGUGUCAUAUUUGCAGAACUUAUGUUAAGAAUACCGUAUCUACCAGGCCAAAAUGAUCUUGAGCAAAUGGAGGUUACAUUUAGGGCCCUGGGAACACCUACAGACAAGGAUUGGCCGGAAGUAUCGUCAUUUAACUCUUACAACAAGUUACAAAUGUAUCCACCACCUUCUAGAGAUGAACUGCGGAAAAGGUUUAUUGCUGCAACGGAAAACGCCUUAAAUUUCAUGAACGGUAUGAUGUGCUUAAACCCAGCAAAGCGUUGGAGCACAGCUCAAUGCCUCGAGAGUGAAUAUUUCAAAGAACUACCAAGACCAUCAGAUCCUGCUACAAUUGACAUAACUAGAAAGGAAUAA
Molecule: messenger RNA, 924 nt
Organism: Nakaseomyces glabratus
Lineage: Eukaryota; Fungi; Ascomycota; Saccharomycetes; Saccharomycetales; Saccharomycetaceae
Gene: KIN28
Product: TFIIH complex serine/threonine-protein kinase subunit KIN28
Biological process (GO): protein phosphorylation; positive regulation of transcription by RNA polymerase II
Cellular component (GO): transcription factor TFIIK complex; transcription factor TFIIH holo complex; nucleus
Molecular function (GO): cyclin-dependent protein serine/threonine kinase activity; ATP binding; RNA polymerase II CTD heptapeptide repeat kinase activity
Source: RefSeq, a predicted model, not a curated record